AUGCACAAACACGGAAUUCCUCUUCUCUUCGCUUCGCUGGUUACCUCCGUUUCUGCCCAGAGCUGCCGUCUUCAGUUUGAUGGCCGCGUUCCGCCAAGCUUCGGUGUCGCUGGUUUCGACACUCCAAAUAACUUUUUCAGCGAGACCAAUGUGCUCGGAGCUGGGCUCAGCUUCAGCCAGCUCAUCCAGCUGCCCGCCAUCUCUGCUUCUCUGUUCGACAUUGAGACUAUUCCCAUAGAAGUGACCAUCAGUGACGCGUCCAUCUUCAACGGCCAGACUGGUUUCCGUCGCGCUGAGCUCCUUCCUGCCAGCAACUCUGGCAUCGACGACAGCACCACAGGCAUCAAGACCCUCCAUUUCAGCAUAGGCAAGGACGCACAACGCCCGCUGAAUCUGUCUCACGAAUAUCAGCUGGUGUUUCUUGAAAGCAACGAUUUUAGCACCAAUCAGUUCGUCUUGAAAACGGGCAGCAUUCUGGGUGGUGACACAGCUGUCGACCCUGAUACCCUACAGUUCUUUGGAGAUGUCAACCAAACCCCAUCAAAACUUCUCUUCAGCGUCCCAUUUCUGGACGGUGUUUUCCACAACUUUGCUGUUACACUAGACUUUGACGCCCUCACUACCCAGGUCUUUUUUUCAGCCGGCGGGGAUCCCCUUGAGGCCGUGACCCAGGUCAUCUCCAACAACGUCAGCGGGCAAGGACAGUUCUACUUUGGCUUGCUCAAAAAGCUGACUGAUGCGGUUGGCGAUAUUACAAGAAACGGGUUUCAAGAAGACGGUAUCGACGAGGGCAUCAUCUUUGACGGCAUCUUCCAAGAGGACAGCUCGGCGGGUUGCGUCAGCUUGCGGCCGUGAUCACCACUCCCUUCUCCGCGGAAUUUUUCAGCCAUUUUCAAACGUCAUUCACAACCCCCAAGUGCCUUUCUAGACAAUUUUUGCACUCCUUUUAGGGGCCUCAAGAGAUAUUCAACAGUUGGUUAUUUCAUUUUGGCUUUUCAGAACACAUUAGUGGCUCCGAGAGCGCCGUUUUUGUUAUCCAGUAUGAUUGGGGUAUCUCUAAAUCAAAUUGUCGCUAAU
Messenger RNA from Podospora pseudocomata, 1077 nucleotides. RefSeq lists its product as uncharacterized. Lineage: Eukaryota; Fungi; Ascomycota; Sordariomycetes; Sordariales; Podosporaceae. The coding region runs from base 1 to 855 and encodes 284 amino acids. The record is from RefSeq and is a predicted model, not a curated record. The transcript has 3 exons.